This is a messenger RNA of Prunus mume (Japanese apricot), 1132 nucleotides long. Its product is annotated as LOW PSII ACCUMULATION protein (DUF1995). The record is from RefSeq and is a predicted model, not a curated record. Lineage: Eukaryota; Viridiplantae; Streptophyta; Magnoliopsida; Rosales; Rosaceae.
UACAGAAGAGAAAAGUGAUCAAUGAAAAAUGCCUUUAUCUGAGGUUCCGUUUUCGGUGGUGCCUUCUCUUCCAAGUCGCAAGGUUGCUGCUGUUACUUGCAAUCGUUUGCCACCAAAAACUUAUGGCGGCAACUUUAGCACACGCAAAGUUGCUGCUGCAUUCAGUGUCUCUAGAAAUCUCAAAUUUGUGGCAAAUUCGGCUUCUCGGGAUGAAAACGACGCUACUGCUUCGAUUGAGUUUGAUGACGUCUCAAUUCCUAGCGACUAUUCUGAGCUCCUUGAACAGGCCAGAAAGGCAACUGAUUUGGCUUUGAAGGACAACAAGCAGUUGAUGGAGAUUGAGUUCCCUACUUCUGGACUUGAAUCUGUACCAGGGGAUGGCGAAGGAGGAAUAGAAAUGACAGAAAGUAUGCAGCUAAUUCGAGAAUUUUGUAACCGCUUAAUAAACCCAGAGAAAGCCACCCGGACCAGAAUAUUCUUCCCUGAGGCCAGCGAAGUUAAAUUUGCAAGAGAAUCAGUUUUUGAAGGAGCUUCCUUCAAGCUGGACUAUCUGACAAAGCCAUCAUUUUUUGAGGAUUUUGGUUUUGUUGAGAAAGUGAAAAUGAAAGACCGUGUGAAGCCAGAAGAUGAACUUUUCCUGGCUGCCUAUCCAUAUUUUAAUGUCAACGAAAUGCUCGUGGUCGAAGAACUUUACAAAGAAGCUGUUGAGAACACUUCCAGGAACCUAAUUAUUUUCAAUGGAGAACUUGACCGCAUAAGAUCUGGGUAUUAUCCGCCUUUCUUCUACCCGAAGCUCGCUGCACUUUCCCAGACCCUAUUUCCAGUUAUGGAGACUGUAUACUACAUUCACAAUUUUAAGGGACGCAAUGGAGGGACCCUUUUCAGGUGCUACCCAGGUCCAUGGAAAGUGUUCAGAAAAGUGAGGAACAGAUACGUUUGUUUGCACCAGCAGGAAGCUAUGCCAUCGCUAAAGGAAGUGGCUUUAGAUAUUCUUCCAUCGGCUUGAGUUUUUGUUGCCUAAUCAGCUCAUUCGGUGAGCCGUAAAGCAUAUCAUCUUCGUGCCUUCUGUAUUAUAAGAAAAGUAGUAUAAAGCUAUUACAGCAUUUGCUUCAAUGUUGUCAAAAUUUGAUAA